CUUUUAUUACAUGGUUAUCUUUGGGUGAAGAGUGUUUGUGUGCUUGUCUUGACAGGACACUCACUACCUAUGCAGAGUUGAAGGGGAGAAGAAAAAGUGUGUUUUUCUUCCUUGUUUUUGGGGUCAGCACGGGCACGGUAUAGAUAGAAGCUGUGGGAUUGUUAAAUUGUUUUUGUGUAAUGGGAAGGAGAAGGCUGUCCUAGUUUUGAAAGAGGAAAGUUUGAAUAGCCGUUGCUGUUACAACUGCCAUUGAUCUUCUUGAAGCUCUGUAAUAGGAAACAAUGUUGGCUUCCAAAUCAAGAUCUGGGUCGUCCGAUAUCCCCCAUCGGACUUCUCCUGGGACUCCUAGAGUUAGCAAACAGCCCAGAGGCGUGGGCGGUUCUGAUGGCGAGGCAACACGCACGUCACAAACGGGUAGGAAUUCACUGGAUAAAGUUUCAAAGAUACCGGACCGUAGAUCUCCCAGAAGUACAUUGGCUGAGAAACGGGUGAGCGCUCCCAAAGCAUCAGAACUGCAGCAGCAGCUGAAUCAAGUUCAGGAGGAUUUGAAAAAAGCAAAGGAACAAUUGGCCCUGGCAGAGAAUGCGAAGGCCAAGGCCCUUGAGGAGGUGGAAGAGAGCAAGAAGGCAGCUGAUGAGGCCAAUCUGAAAUUGAGCGAGGCCUUGGUUGCCCAGAAGAAGGCUUUGGAGCAAUCUGAGAGCGAGAAGUUUCGUGCCGAUGAGCUGGAGCAGGCCACCAUUGAGGCCUCUCAGAAGAGGGAUCAGGCUUGGCAGUCUGAGCUUGAGGCUGUGCAGAGGCAGCAUGCUCUGGAUGUGUCUGCCUUACUGUCCACUACCCAAGAACUUCAGAGAGUCAAGCAGGAUCUAUCUAUUGCCACAGAAUCGAAAUCAAAGGCAUUGAAAUUGGCAGAGGAUGCCGCCAGUGCUGCUGAGGCGAACGCUAAGAGGGCAGAGGAAUUGUUUGCAGAACUAGGGACUGCGAAAGAGUCCCUGGAUGCGGCGUAUGCCAAUCGCAUGUCUGUUGAGGAUGAGAAGGCUGCUACCAAUGCGCAAUUGGAGUCCGAAGCCGAAGAAGCAGCUGCAUUGGCAGCCAAGGCUAAUGAAAAAGUUGAAUUGUUGAAAAAGGAGUUGGCAAAUGCCAAAGAUCUUGAGUCAAAGCUAUCUGAGACUCAGGGUUUGGUGGAAAAACUCAGCUCUGAGCUACAAAAUGCUAAGGAAUCUGAGUCCAAGGCUGCAAUGCUAGCUGCAGAGGCUAAUAUGAAACUUGAGACAGCGGAGAUUGAAGCUGAGAGAGCAAGGGAGGCUGAGAAUAAGGCCUUUGAAUCCCUUAUGUCAGCAACCACUGAGCUAGAGGAUGCAAAAAUGUGUCUGGAAAAGGCCAAGGCCGAUUCUGCAUCUCUUAGUGAAACAGUGGAUUCAUUGAGGAGUGAACUUGAAAGAAGAAAUCAAGAGCUAGAAGAUGUAGAGAGGUGUCGUGAAAAGGCCUUGAUAGAAUCAGGUUCUCUUACAGAAUCUUUGGAAGCAAUGAAGACUGAACUUGAUAAGAGCAAAGCGGAUCUGAUUGACGCACAGAAUAAGGAGCAACUUGCAGUUUCCAAAGUAUCUCAGUUGACAGAAGAGAUGAAUGCAGUCAGAGACGAACUUCAACAGGCUCUAGAAGCAGAGGAGAAAAGUAAGAAGGCCAUGGAUGACCUUGUAUUGGCUCUGCAUGAAGUGACUGAAGAAGCCGGUGAUGCAAGACAAGUGGUUGAGGCUGCACAGGAAGAUUUAAGGGCUGCAAAAUUGGAAGCAGAGAAUUGGAAGGCUGAAUUAGAAGAUACGCAGAAAAAGUAUCAAGAAAUGUUAGAUGAAGCAAGAACAGAAAUGGAGGAAGCUAAACAGGCAGCAGAAAGAGCAAAGUUGGAGGUUGAGGAAUCCAUGGUUGCAUGGAAUGAAAGGGAGAGUAAAUUGGUAGAUUGUAUCAGACAAGCAGAAUCUGAGGCUAAUACAGCAAAAGAAGAUGCAAGUAAGCUCUUAGAUUCUCUUCAAGAAGCAGAAUCUGAGGCUAAAGCAGCAAAAGAAGAGGUUAACAGAUUGCUAAUUGCUCUUCAAGAAAGUGAAAAUGAGGCAAACACAGCAAAACAAGAUGUAAGCAAAUUAUCAGUUUCUCUUCAUCAAGCUGAAGAUGAAGCUACUGCAGCAGAAGAAAAUGCAAAUAAUUUGUUGGAUUCACUCAAACAAUUUGAGGCAGAAGCUUCUGCAGCAAAAGAAGAUGUAGAUAAUGCUAAAGUGGAAAUUGCCAUACUCAAGGAUGCUCUGAUGGACAAGGAAAAUGAAUUGCAAAGCAUUAUACAAGAAAAUGAAGAUCUGAAAUACAAUGAGGCCGCUGCUCUUCGGAAAGUGGAACAACUAAAGGAGUCACUGAUCUUAGCUUCUUCCCAGAAAUCAGAUGACCAUGAAACUAAAGUUACAAAAGAAGAAUAUGAUCUGCUACAGAGGAAACUCCAAGAAGCUGAAGAACAUGCAAAUAAAAGGAUAGCAGAGGUCCUUGAACAAGUUAAAUCUGCUAAUACUAAGGAACAAGAAACUCGGGAGAAGUUGGAUGUAGCCAAUUUGGAGCUUGAAAACCUUAGGAAGAGAGAAAGUGAAUCUUCUGAGAAUCUAGAGGCUGUGCGUAUAGCAAAUCUGGCAAUGGAUGCAGAUUUAAAAAAAUCAAAGGAAGAGGCAGAGGAAUGGAAGAAGGCUGCAGACAUGGCUAAAGCUGCAGUGGCAUUAUCUCGAAAUGGUGAAAUGAAUGGUAAGGUUGUUAAUCGGUCAGUUUCAGUGCAGGAGCACUUACCAUCUGAAUCUUUUGGAGAUGUUCCGAGCGUUAAAAUUCCAUCACCACUGAAAUCAGAGGGCCUGGAUCAGACGGAGACAAUGAGUUUAGAAGAGGUUGAUCAACCUGAAAGCCCAACAAAGAAGAAGAAGAAAGCCAUGCUGCGAAAGUUUGGGGACCUUUUAAAAAAGAAAAGCCAUCAUAAGUAAGGUUACAGCUUACUGCCACAUCAAUUUCAAUCUGGUUAUUAGAGUGACAAUUUAACAACAAUUAUGGUACAAUGUGCCUGCUAUUACUUCUCUAUCCCACUGCAUAUUGGCCGUACUGGUUAGACUGUUGACAGCCUGUAGUCUGCUCUGAAUUUUAUCGGUAUAUCUGAUAUAUCAUUGCAUACUGUCAGCACCUUGAAAGUUUUCCAACCUUCUAAAACCAUCCAGUCCGUGAUGGAAGCAAUCUACAACAUCGAGGUUAUUACAUAUUUGUAAUGAAAUGGUUGGUGUGUAAAAUCAUAAGGGUGUACAAAGUCAUUCUACAGUUAGUAUUCUUGUGAAGUGCAUCUUCUCCUUGUGGCAGCAUUUUGCUGCAGAGUCUGAAGUUUUUCUUUUCUAUUUUUCUGUUUUUCUGUUUUUUUUUUCCCUUUGAGAAUCCGGGUUCAAUGUAAUUGUAAUCAGGUAGCAAACAUAAGCCUGCUGUAUUUUCUUCCCAUUAUGUGGAAGUGUCAGCUACAAUAAAUUUGAAAAUUUAUGUACAAGUUGUAUCUGCUGGGUAAAGAGAGGUGAACUUAAAAUUAUAUCUAAAAUAGUAACUUUUUUGUUGAUCUUGA
Messenger RNA from Cryptomeria japonica (Japanese cedar), 3619 nucleotides. Its product is annotated as putative WEB family protein At1g65010, chloroplastic. The record is from RefSeq and is a predicted model, not a curated record. The coding region runs from base 282 to 3005 and encodes 907 amino acids. The transcript has 3 exons. Gene Ontology annotation, biological process: reciprocal meiotic recombination. NCBI's taxonomy places the organism in Eukaryota, Viridiplantae, Streptophyta, Pinopsida, Cupressales, Cupressaceae.